Molecule: messenger RNA, 1399 nt
Organism: Fomitiporia mediterranea MF3/22
Lineage: Eukaryota; Fungi; Basidiomycota; Agaricomycetes; Hymenochaetales; Hymenochaetaceae
Exons: 2
Coding region: 194-1093 (299 amino acids)
Source: RefSeq, a predicted model, not a curated record
CUGUACUCACAACGUCGAAACCAGUUGUCAAAACCGAAGACAGCCUGUGGUGUAUUGCUAUAUAGUACAAAAGCACACGCUGUGAUAGGUCAGUUCUAAUUUGGGAUCGACGGUUCACCGUGCCGAUCGCCCGCGCCACUUGCGCAAACAUUGCCUUCAGCGCUGGUCAACUGCUGCUUGCAGACAACCUACAAUGUCGAUGCCAGAGUCAUCGUCUCUUUCUUCGCUGCAGCGUUCGAAAACCGCGCCUACUCCGCUUGUUGACUCGCCCGGCGCAUCAGCGGCCCGAUGGGGUGGAAGACAGCUCAAUGACAGGAUCAAUAGAUCAAAGACGUCCUGUAUUGGGAAGCCGAAGACCUCUGCGCACGCUCUUUUAGACGGUAGAUACACGGACCGAGGUACAUUCGGGGCCGCUACUUGGGGAUUGGACUUGGCACUCGACGGUGCAGGCGUCGCACAAACAUCUCCGCCACUGGUCAGCCCGCGGCAUGAUGUUGUCGAUGACCCAUUCAAUCUCGCGGAUUUCUUCCCUUCGCGUCCCGGCUCGCACGAACAUCCUGUCGAGUGGGCUUGGCGGAGUCCCGCAGAGGAGACAGAGUCCGAAGCGGAGGAAGAGAGCGAGCGCGAAAGCGAGAGGGAUUAUUCUGACGCCGGGCGAAGCAGCCUACCGCCGACACGGUCACUGUCAAUGAAUGCAUUGGACGAGUAUGCGCGGGAAAUUAUUGCGAAAGAGAGCAAGCUCGGUAUCCUUGGUCUAGCAAGGGUUCCAUCCUUCCUCAAAUCCAUCAGCGAAGUCUAUUUCGGGCAGGCAGAAGAAGAUCAACAGCUACCCCAUGCCCACGCGCCCCAACUGGAAACUGUGUUCGAAAUUUCCUCUGCCGCGAUAGACGAGCCAUUUGACGCCGACUCCCUCUCAGAGUCAAUGCACGCACGGCGCGUCAAGUCGGAACGGGAUCUAUCCCUGGUCACAGGCUCGGACCUGAAGCGCGUGCCAUCCCUUGGGCUGUUCAGUCCACCAACAGAAAUGCGCGAUGCGGAGCUUGGAUGGGCGAGUGCAUUGUAUACGAAGAUACUGGGUCCCGGGGGGUUGUAAUGUAAAAAGAUGGAUAUAUGCGUGCGGCGUGGGCACACGGCAUUGAGACUCUGCGAGUGCAAGCGCGCCGGAUUUUUUCCCACAGAAACGCGUGUGAGGGGUUCUGCGUGUGCUUCCAAUGAAGAUCCAUCAUCCCGACUCAUGAUCAGGACAGGGGUAUUUGCUGCUGGGUUAUUAUUGGGACAAAGGGGAACCCAGAGUUAGUUUUCCCAGAGUUGUACACUAGAUUAAUUUUCUCAUUUUCUUCACUCUGUCGAUUCCCUGUACAACUAAUAUCGUGUGAGAAAUAGAUGGGUUUUUUGUGCA